CCGUCCCCUAUAGGUCUGCCAGAUACUCCUGCUGGUGACCAAGGUGAUGUAUAUUCUGAAUUUAAGGAACAGCUCACGAGAACGUCGGAGGGAUGGUAUGAGACGGCUCUUCCUUGGAAGGGGAAUCAUCCUGAGUUACCAAACAAUUAUGAUGGAAGCAUACGUCGCUUGAAUUCAUUAACCCGCAAGUUGCGUCGAUCCAAUAUGUUACAAGACUACGACCGCAUCAUUCGAGACCAGUUAGCAAAUACAAUU
Paramuricea clavata is the source of this 255-nucleotide messenger RNA. The record is from the annotation of a GenBank genome assembly. NCBI's taxonomy places the organism in Eukaryota, Metazoa, Cnidaria, Anthozoa, Malacalcyonacea, Plexauridae.